UUUAUUCAUUACAGUACCAGGCACAAUCAGUGGUGCCGAAUAGCAUAUACGCCAGGAGUGCAUUUAUCCAUAUAAUUACUCCCAACACUUACAAGCCGUCUCUUUUGAAACGCUCUCAUCGCGCCCUAAUAACCGUGGAGUCAUUUGUCUAAAUUGCCUCGGACGUUGGCCGUUCGUACAAUCCAUCGUCGAAAUGAGCGCCGAUGGCCCAGUCUUUUGGCCUAAUGAGUCCAACGAUGAUCUGAUGGUGGACUAUUCAGAGUUUCUUGAUGUAGAUGGCAGCUCUGGGUCUUCAGUUAACGGCGGUAAUGUCGUAACUCCAUUGCUGCCUUUAUAUCCUCCAUGGCCAUUUCCAACCAAGACGUACCUUUCAACUGCGACGAGCGACAGCUUUUGUGCAAAUUUUAACCAAGACCAUUCGGCCAUUAUAGACUCAGGGGUUACUUGUUACUCUGAGGCAGCUUCAUCGCCAAAAUUCAAGAAUAACAGUGAUAUUUUCAGACGUUGCCCGGAAGCUUCAGCUCAAGGUCGGGGGGGUUCUGAAGCCGCUUCGUGCAAAAGAUCCCGCCGUCAUCAAGAUGGAGCGAAGAUAAAGGCAUUAAAACACACGCGACAGAUGCGGUGGACAAAAGACGAAAAUUCGUCAGUAGGAGACUCGGACGAAGCAACGAAGAAAAAGCAAGCCCAUACCGUUAUUGAGCGGAGGUACCGCGACAAACUCAACAACAAUAUAAAACAGCUCUACCACACUCUGCUCGAAGCAAAACAGGGUUCGCGAGUAAGCCCCUUCCAAUUUUCCGACCAUCGAGAUUUCAGAGCUCCACCCAGACACAUCAAGAAGUCGGACAUCAUCAAUGACGCUAUCAAUUAUAUUCAUCAGACUGAAGUCGAUAUCCGACACAUGAAAACUGAGAUUUCACACUUACAAGCAAUGGUUCAGAUGCUGGAACAGCAGGAAAGACUCAUGGCUCCUACGAACUGGCACGGCUGACUUCUGAGGCUGGUCACAAUCAAAGCGGAAAGAGCAUCUUCAAUCACAAGGGAGACCUCAAGCCGGGACAUUUAAGCACCAUUUCAUGAGUUCUUCAUGAACGCUAUAUGGUCGGGCCUAGAAUGUAGAUAGUUCCCACGCCCGGUCGUUGGAAACCUACAUGGGUACGGGUCCAACAAAACACCUUUUAGGCGGUAUUACCGUUACAACCAUUGAAGAAGGUUCAUGGUACCAUAUCUUGGUUCCCUUUCAGCACUGGCAAAUCUAGGAGAAUCUGAGCCACCUCGGGCUCGAAAGAAUGUCACCCCUGAUUUUACUGUACACUUGCAUUGUGGGAUUUGUGUGCUGGUUCCUCGUGAUAGAGUGGCUCGCGACUCAUCGAAUGCCAACAUUGCGGAUUUGUUCACCACUCGACAGUUAUGUCCAUCGAAGCUGCAUUUAUGUCGCAGCAAACGGACUGCUGGAGGACCUCAACUCUCUGUCUCUAGGAAUUUAUACGGCUGGACUUGACUGUUCAGCUUUGGGCAUG
Messenger RNA from Exophiala xenobiotica, 1520 nucleotides. RefSeq lists its product as uncharacterized. NCBI's taxonomy places the organism in Eukaryota, Fungi, Ascomycota, Eurotiomycetes, Chaetothyriales, Herpotrichiellaceae. The record is from RefSeq and is a predicted model, not a curated record. The transcript has a single exon. The coding region runs from base 194 to 991 and encodes 265 amino acids. Gene Ontology annotation, molecular function: protein dimerization activity.